AUUACUCUCCUCAAGGUUACAUAAACACCUCGGAAGAACCCCAAAACAGCUGAAUCACAAGGGCCAUUCAGAAUUAAGCAUUGUCACGUUGAUUCCAGACAUAAUUUGUAUGCAAACCCCACCCGUACAACAAUCCUUACGAAACAUAAUAAAACGCUUCGUCCGUUGACUGUAAUGAAAAAGCUAUACUUUGUUGGACAGAGCGAACGUAAAAUAUAAAAUAAAAAAUAAAAUUGAAGAGCAGACACGCACAGGCCCGCGAAGUCUUCCAAGAUCUGCAGAGCGCAAAUUUAUUUAUGAAAAUGCGUAUUUCAAUUUCUGUUCGAUGAGCUUUGCAUCCUACUUUGGAGUUGAAAAGCAGGCAGAUCGAAACUCAUUUUCACCUAUAAAUCUCAAAAUAAAUUUAAAAUAAAUAGCCUUUCAAAUUGCGAGCAGUUUUCAUGCUGUUAUUUUCCAAAUCCUGCAAUCUUAACUCCGCGACUCAGGCAAAGAUCGCGCAAACAGGUCCAACAAGAAGCAUAACACAAGAUAUCAAAAAAUGCAGCACACUCCAACAACAAUCGAGGAACAAAUUAUUGUGAGAUCAAUUCAAGAAGAGUGUCAAUGGGAGAACCUUCCAAAGCGUCUUCAGAUCUAUCUAUCUUCUAAAGAAGAGUGGCACAAAAGAGUCAAAGAACAUUGUAUAAAGAAGCGUCUCCAGUGGAGUAAUUGUUUUGCAAGGAAAACAUGUAAAGAAAAUGAGUAUUAUGAAGAUAUGAUGAAUUAUCUGCGCAAAAAUCUGGCGCUAUUCCCUUAUCACUUGGCUGAAUAUGUAUGUCGAAUAAUGAGAAUAUCACCCUUCAGAUACUACUGUGAUAUGCUCUAUGAAGUGAUGAAAAAUGAGCAACCAUAUGAUCGUAUACCAAAUUUCAGUGCUGCAGACGCUUUAAGACUUACUGGAAUUGGAAGAAAUGAAUUUAUUGAUAUCAUGAACAAAUGUAGAGCUAAGAAAAUUAUGUGGAAGAUUAACAAAUCAAUAGUAAAGGAGUUCCUGCCAACAGAGCCAGUCGAUUUCCCGAUUGAACCAUGGUGGGGUGUCUGUCUUGUCAACUUCACCUUGGAGGAAUUUCGGAAACUCACAGAAGAUGAGAUGGCAACAAUAGACAAAAUCUGUAAAGAGGAGGCAAAUUUGUUUGUGUUGUUUGAUCCUCAAAUAAUUCUCGGGUUAUACCGAAGAGGAUUAGUGUACUUUGAUGUCCCUGUUUAUCCAGAUGAUCGGUUCAAAGUUUCCAAGCUUGAAGGAUUUGUCUCCAAUAGGGAACAGUCAUAUGAAGAUCCUACAGAAGAGCUAUUAUAUGCUGUUUUUGUGGUUUCAAGUGAGCAUGCAACAGUUGCUGAAUUAGCUACAACAUUACAGGCUGAUUUGCCUCAUCUUCAAGCUGCUGCAUCAUUUGCAUGUCGCCUGGGAUGGGCAAUUAAAGUCCUUGAUCCAACAUCAGUUCUCCAAGAUUCAAGCAUGCCUGGCUCCCCAAAUGGUUUGAUCAACGAUGAUGAGGAUGGCACUUCUUUGACAGGCCUCAGCAUUGAAAAUCCUUUGGGUGAAAAAAAUUCAGAUUUCUCAGCAGGUGGAGGCAGCAUAGAUAGCACAAAGACAUCUUCCAGUUCUGUGCGUGUUGCAUUUAUUGUUGAUGCUAACAUAACAUCAUAUCUAAUGAUGGGUUCAGUAUCUCCUGGUUUGAAAUCUCAUGCAGUUACACUCUAUGAAGCGGGAAAGCUUGGUGAUGCUAGCAUUGCUGAGCUAUGCAAUGACCUGCUUGCGCUAGAAGGUACAAAGUUUGAAGGUGAACUGCAAGAGUUUGCAAAUCAUGCAUCCAGUCUUCGGUGUGUGCUUGAAUGUCUCCAGUCUGGUGGAUUGACAACUGAUACAACAGAUGGAGAUGUUUCUGACUUAAUUGAUGCUCUCUCUAGCAAAAGUGCUUUUUCUGAUGGAGAGAAUCCAAGAAAAAGCAUUGGAAACUCUAAUUUUGGGCAAGAACUACAAUUAAAUGGUUCUGGAAAUAAUAACUUCCAUUGGAGCUCAUUUGAAUCUGGAAUUUCUCAGAUGGAUAAUCAACCUUUUGAAUCAAAGGACCCAUUGCCAGAGUCCAAUAAAGCUGUUGACAGAUCAUCUGAGCACUAUGUGGGCCAGCUGACAAAGGUGGGCCUUGAUGCUGAGAAAGAAGAAAAUUCUUUGAGCUCUACUUACACCAGCAUCAAUUCAAAGAAUCGUGUGAAGAGGAAGCGCAAAUACCGUGUAGAUGUUCUUCGUUGUGAAAGCUUAGCUGGCUUGGCACCACCAACAUUGCAUCGUUUAUUUCGUCGUGACUAUGACAUAAUUGUUUCAAUGAUCCCUCUUCCGUCUUCUCCUUCAGUAAUUUUGCCCGGAGGUGCCAGUCCUGUCCAUUUUGGUCCACCAUCAUAUUCUUCCAUGACACCAUGGAUGAAACUGAUUCUAUACUCAGUAGCAGGUUCUGGUCCUGUUUCUGUUGUUCUUAUGAAAGGUCAGCGGAUUAGAUUGCUUCCUCCACCCUUAUCAAGAUGUGAGAAAGCUUUGUUGUGGGCUUGGGAUGGAUCUACUGUAGGAGGACUUGGUGGCAGGUUUGAUGGAACUCUUGUAAAUGGAAAUAUUCUUUUGCAUUGCUUGAAUUCAUUACUAAAAAUCUCAGCUGUUCUUGUUUUGCCCCUGUUGAAAGUUGAUUUAAAUGAGUCCGGAAAACCUAUUACAAAGGAUAUACCAUUACCUUUAAUAAAUCGAGAUGGUUCAUGUACCAUUGUCAAUAAUGAGAUUGGACUUAGUACUGAAGAAAUUGCACAGCUGAAUUCAACAUUAACAAUUUUGGCUGAAGAACUUCAAUUUUGGACAAUAGGAUAUCUCCGUCUUAUAAAGAUUCAUAGAAUGGAAGAUAAUGAGAAUCACUCUGCUAAAAAUGCAAAAUGUGAGUGGGUUCCACUCAGUAUAGAAUUUGGGAUACCACUUUUCAGCCCAGAAUUGUGCAGAAGCAUAUGUCAAAGGGUAAUACAAUCAGAGUUGCUUCAAGCUAAUUCACUUUCUGAGCAUCGUGAAGCAAUGCAAAAGUUAAGGAAAAGGCUGCGUGAUUUUUGUGCAGAAUAUCAUGUAACUGGUCCUAUUGCAAAACUCAUCUAUGCUAGGGAACAUUCAACAAGAGAUGCAUCACCCAUGCUGACAACUUAUGCUAGUGGCAGAUGGGAUCCUUUUGUUGAACCUCCAUCUCCAUGGACAGCAAGUCAUAAGAAACUCACAAAUUUUGAUCGGCAAAAGCGGCGCUCUGAAAUUUUAAGUUUUGAUGGUGAUAUUCUGAGGUCAUUUGCUCUCACUCCUGUAUAUCAACCUGGUACAAGAUUGGUUGAAGAAUAUGGCACGUCAGUUGAUGUAACAUCUGAAGCAAGUUCAGAAAAUUCUGAUGAUAAUGACAGUAUUGAUGUGAUUCUUCCUGGAGUAAAUCUCUUGUUUGAUGGUUCUUUAUUGCGUCCUUUUGAUAUUGGCACCUGUUUGCAGGGCAGACUCCCUGUUUCUCUAAUUGCAGAGGCAUCUAUGGCAUCAACUGUAUUGCAAUCAAGAACAAAUUAAUUUGUUAUACUUUAUCAAAAAUUGAAAAGUUAAGCAUCUGCCUCGUGAGUUUGAAUGACCAUCAAAGAAGAAUGAUGAAGAGGAUUGGUCAAAGUACCGAUCACUGAGUCAGAAUAUAACAAAGGCCAAAAAUAUCGAUACCAUUCAUUAGCAUCUAUUGAGCACUAUAAUGUUGGCCAACAUUGCUGUUAAAUUUUUAAUCAAUGAUCAAUAAUUUAUGUAAAGGAUACAAGCUUGCAAGUCCUAUCCUUAAUUAAUGAUUCUCAUUUUGUAUUUGAUUCUUUGAAGUCUUUUCUACGCCAUUCUAUUGCUGUUGCUGGUCUGAGGCAAAUUGCUUUCAGGUCAUGGCACUGACAACACAGACAGGAAUUUAGGCAGAGCAAAAUGAACUUAGGAUUUGUAGCAGCAAUUUUGAGUAACAUUCAUUAUGAAUUAGUUCCUGUGCUAAUGACUUGGAUCUUGCAUUUGAGAUCUUUCCAUAACAAUUUUUUGGGUUACCACUGCGAAGCAUCUGAUUUAAGAUGAACAUGAAAAGAGUGCUCCCAUUUAGUGAACGGGUCUCUUUUAUUAGAAUGGAGGCAUGGAACAGACAAUUAUCCACUGCCUUAUUUUCAGUAGGAUAAUAUGAAGCUGUAUUAAAUGUUGUAUAAUUCUGAACAUUGAACCAAAAUUGUUGAACAUAUAUAUUGUUUUUACUAUUUUUCCA
Messenger RNA from Cryptomeria japonica (Japanese cedar), 4313 nucleotides. RefSeq lists its product as uncharacterized. The coding region runs from base 539 to 3607 and encodes 1022 amino acids. NCBI's taxonomy places the organism in Eukaryota, Viridiplantae, Streptophyta, Pinopsida, Cupressales, Cupressaceae. The record is from RefSeq and is a predicted model, not a curated record. The transcript is spliced from 11 exons.